ACACAUGAGUACUUGGCUGGUUUAGGUUAUGAGUGUUGAAGGGGAAGUGCUCUAUCCCUCAUGAUGUCGUUGACUCGUUGUACUUAAUUUGUAUCUGCGACAAAUUCAGAAACACAGUGACAGUUUUUCUUUGGAAAUUCGUGUUUUCGGCUCGUCCUCCCUCCCUCCAGGCUCCAGAGCCUGCUGCCUCUCCAUGGCCUGGAUCUGGAUGGUCCCCGUGGCGGGAGCCGUGCUCCUGUGGGCGAUCUCUCUGGGGCGGAUCCUCUCCUACCCCGCGCCGUCCUGUGUGCCCCCGAGCCCGCAGUUCAUGCCCCCUCUCCGCGACGACAGGAGGAGCCGGAACGUGCUGCUGGUCGUCGCCCACCCCGACGACGAGUCCAUGUUCUUUGCCCCAACUAUUCUUUUCCUCAAGUCAAAAGGUCACAGCAUUCACAUUCUGUGCAUGUCUCGAGGUGAUGCUGAUGGUCUCGGAAAUACUCGUAAAGAAGAACUGUACCAUGCCUGUGACACCCUUAAGAUUCCACAUGAACAAGUUAAAGUCUUGGACCACCCAAAAUUGCAGGAUGGUUUUCAUGAGAAAUGGGACCAUGGGCUAGUAGCAGAACUUACUGUGCAGCAUGUCCAACUAUGGGGCAUUGACACGAUUGUGACAUUUGAUUCAUAUGGAGUAUCAGGGCACCCAAACCACAAAGAUCUUCAUCACGGCGUAUGCAAGUUUCUCCAUGCAAAUGGGCAAGGAAACGAUGAAACUUGGGAACUAGCAAGCCUGAAUAUUCUUCGCAAGUACAGUGGUCCUGUUGACAUAUGGCUUUCUUCCUUGAUAUCCUUCUCAAGGUCAAAGCAAUCAAUCUAUACUGUGGUUAACAGUAGACCGUCCAAAAGCUAUGAGGCAAUGGCUGCACACAGAAGUCAGUGGGUUUGGUUUAGAAGAUUGUUUGUCAUCUUCUCGAGCUAUACGUAUGCAAAUGUGCUAAAGAAAAUUUAACAUGUGAUCUAACGUCAUGUCAGAGCAAGUGAUCUGUCCGCGAUUCUCGUCUCCAGUGUCGUACUUGUACAUUGUCAAUUGUAAGGAAUUCAGUUGUACAUUUUCUGUCCAUAGCCAGUGCUCAUAGGGUGGCAGUUGGACUUAUUCCCAAUUUUGUAGUACUACAGUAUCUGUAAGUUCUCGGCACUUCAGUAGCUUAUGCGUGUGGUCAAACGAUUUCUGGUCCAAGUUUGACGUCCUUCAUGAA
This is a messenger RNA of Sorghum bicolor (sorghum), 1232 nucleotides long. Its product is annotated as N-acetylglucosaminyl-phosphatidylinositol de-N-acetylase. The coding region runs from base 194 to 985 and encodes 263 amino acids. Gene Ontology annotation, cellular component: endoplasmic reticulum. The record is from RefSeq and is a predicted model, not a curated record. The transcript has 9 exons. Gene Ontology annotation, molecular function: N-acetylglucosaminylphosphatidylinositol deacetylase activity. NCBI's taxonomy places the organism in Eukaryota, Viridiplantae, Streptophyta, Magnoliopsida, Poales, Poaceae. Gene Ontology annotation, biological process: GPI anchor biosynthetic process.